CUGAAACACGAAAGAUGCUAAAAAUAGAAGACACAUAUGAUAAAAUAUCAGAAGGAGAACUCAUCUGAAUUUCUAUCUAGUAGUUAGUAUGCAUCGAGUUCACACUCUAGCUAGCUAUAACAGUUUUUAUUGUCACUAGCUAGCUGAUAAGAUUAAAUUAUAUGGAGAAUAUCGAUGGAGUUGGUUCAAUUGGCCUGGUAAAGGACGGACUGAUAGGGUUUGAUCAAGGGGACGAGAGAACCACUAAGGUGAAGGGACAUGACUUCAUUGGUGGAACCAACGAGCUUGCCACCUACGAAGACAGCUGGCACUGCCGUGGAACAGCCGAUACGGAGGAGAGCCUUCUCGAUUUCGCGGCAGUCUGGAUCGUUGUCGAUCUCGUGGAUCAUUGGUUGAACCCUAAGGUCACGGAACAGGAUCUGAACGGCAUAGCAGAGACAACAGGAGCUUUUCGUCAAGAUCACCACUCCUUUCUCUGACGACAUUUUCAUCACCUUGUCCAUCAGAUUGAUCGAUGAGUGUUUUGUGAAGCUUUCUCUUUUUUUU
Molecule: messenger RNA, 546 nt
Organism: Eruca vesicaria subsp. sativa (arugula)
Lineage: Eukaryota; Viridiplantae; Streptophyta; Magnoliopsida; Brassicales; Brassicaceae
Source: the annotation of a GenBank genome assembly